AUGCCACCCAAACGCAAAAUCAGCACCUUCGACCCACCCAGCGACACAAGCCUCACCCUCUUCCUCAAACACACCGAACGCUACCCAGAUGGCCUCUCCCCUCUUCCUUCCCCAGGAAACGCAGCUUCAAAAUCUACAACCACUCUCUCCUCCACCACUACCACCCUCACGGAGCGCAAAAUUCCUCUCCCGGAAUCAGUGAAAAAUAUCGCGCUAGCGGUUCCGGUCGAUGUACAUGAUUUGAAAGCAGGAUGGACGGAAUUGGAAUUGGGAUUGGGGGAUACGCCGGAGAGUGUGGGGGUGAAGGAGGGAGGGGUGUUGGCGUUUAGGUUUCUGAGGGAUGGGGAGGAGGAGGAGGAGGAAGGAGAGUUUGAGGUUGCGUGGCCGAGUUAUGAGAUUUAUGAUGAGGGCGAGGGGGAGGGGGAUGAAGAAGCGGAGGAGAGAACGUUGGCGGGGGGUGAGGAGGAGGAGCUUUGA
Molecule: messenger RNA, 477 nt
Organism: Botrytis fragariae
Lineage: Eukaryota; Fungi; Ascomycota; Leotiomycetes; Helotiales; Sclerotiniaceae
Exons: 3
Coding region: 1-477 (158 amino acids)
Source: RefSeq, a predicted model, not a curated record